Phytophthora nicotianae INRA-310 is the source of this 1686-nucleotide messenger RNA. RefSeq lists its product as hypothetical. The transcript has a single exon. The record is from RefSeq and is a predicted model, not a curated record. Lineage: Eukaryota; Oomycota; Peronosporomycetes; Peronosporales; Peronosporaceae. Bases 142 to 1332 code for a protein of 396 amino acids. Gene Ontology annotation, molecular function: FMN binding; oxidoreductase activity.
UAAAAAAGCAAAGACUUGUACACCCUGUGUACUCAGAGACAGCAUAGCACCAGUCGAGACGACGUUCAUUUUCCAAUUUUCAGUCUGCAACACAAGUGCAUUCAAACACAACAGUGGCGACACCUCUAGCCUCCUGCAACCAUGGCCCCCAACGCGAACACCACCACCGCACCCAGCCUCUUCUCCGCUAUUACCCUUGGCGGAAAGGAAGACCCGGUCAAGCUCAAGCAUCGCGUAGCCCUGGCCCCACUCACUCGUGUUCGCACAGGUGAUGCUGGUACGCCCACGGACCUGGUUGCUCAGUACUAUGAACAGCGUGCUACCGACGGUGGACUGCUCAUCACCGAGGCCACCAACAUCAGCCCCACGGGUCGUGGUUACUUCGGCGCUCCUGGUAUCUUCAACCAAAACCAGAUCGAGAGCUGGAAGCCUGUCACCAAGGCCAUCCACGAUAAGGGCGGCAAGGUCUUUGUGCAGCUCUGGCACACGGGUCGUGUGGGUCACCCACUCAACCAACCCAACGGACAAUUGCCAGUGUCCUCGAGCGCGACUCCCAUGGACAACGUCAAGAGCCACGCCGUCACUCGUGACGGUCGCAAGGACUACGUGACUCCGCGAGCUCUCGACAUCUCUGAGAUCCCCAGCAUCAUCAACGACUACAAACUUGCUGCCGAGAACGCCAUCGCUGCAGGUUUCGACGGCGUGGAAAUCCACGCUGCCAACGGAUACCUCCUCGAAGAGUUUUUGUGUGACAGUGUCAACUCGCGCACAGACAAGUACGGUGGUGGCAUCGAGAACCGCGCGCGACUUAUCUUCGAAGUGGUUGAGGCUGUGCUAUCCAGCCUGCCGUCGAGCAAGGUCGGCAUCCGCCUCUCUCCGUUUGGCGACACUUUCGGCUGCAAGGACUCCAACCCACGCGAGACCUACGGCUACGUCGUGAACAAGCUCAACGACUACGAUCUGGCCUACCUGCACGUCAUCGAACGUCGUGGCAUGCACGCGGACAACGCUGCUGUGCCCGAGGGCGGAGUAGCUCGCCACUUCCGCAGCAUCUACAACGGUGUGCUCAUUACAGCCGCGGGGUUCACCCGCGCCGACGCCAUGCAAACUGUCGAGGACGGAGUGGCUGACCUCAUCGCCUUUGGUCGCGACUUCAUCUCGAACCCGGACCUCGUCGAGCGUCUACGUAAAGAUGCGAAGCUGACACCGUACGACCCGAAGACGUUCUAUCUACAGCCGGACAUGCCAGUGGAAGCAGGCUACACGGACUACCCGUUCCUGGGCGAGGAGGACAAGGGCGUGCGCUCGACAGGAUUCGUCUGGGAGUCGUAAGGCGGUAGCGGUAGGACAUGCUACCCCAUAUUACAGGACGGGACUCGUUGUGCAACGGUGAGUCUGGAGAUGUAACUGGGAAGGUAAAUCCGUGUGGAUUGAUUGAACAUGCUACUUUUAUUUUUCCAACUUUUUGUGAUCGUGGCAUGAUCUGCAUUCGUUGCUCCGGCGAUCGAUGGUCCCAUUACUUCGUUUUACUUGUUAGACACGUACUAGAUGUAGGAAUUCUACAGCUGCUUGGUUCAGAUGUGCUCGUUAAAAGUAUUAUUAAACUGGUAGCCAACAUUCUAGUAGAUCGAAGAACUCACUUUUCAAAUGAGAACAUUUCGUCCACAAUGACAUGAUUAACCAUGG